Phasianus colchicus (ring-necked pheasant) is the source of this 7494-nucleotide messenger RNA. It is a transcript of the gene DNAJC6, whose product is annotated as DnaJ heat shock protein family (Hsp40) member C6. Gene Ontology annotation, cellular component: postsynaptic density; intracellular membrane-bounded organelle; cytoplasm. The record is from RefSeq and is a predicted model, not a curated record. Gene Ontology annotation, biological process: synaptic vesicle uncoating; clathrin-dependent endocytosis; dephosphorylation. Gene Ontology annotation, molecular function: clathrin binding. Lineage: Eukaryota; Metazoa; Chordata; Aves; Galliformes; Phasianidae.
GAGCUGAUAAUGGUUGCUUCUUUGGAUCAUCUCUUAGUUCCUCUGUCUCGUGUGAAAGGGAAGAAUGCUACCAGGUGCACAGAGCUAGGCAUGGCUCAUCAGAUGCUGGGGGAUGUGCUUUGUGUUGGUCUGAAGUCUGUGCACGUGUGAACAGCUACAAGUAAAUUGGAGUGCUAACAAGGUAACUGGUACAGCACCCAGCUGCACUGGCAGGGUUUUGGGGUGUCUGAGAGUGGUAGGAUGAAGAGGAAUGUUACAGACUAGGGGCUAGUCUGCUAGGAAGGAAUUAUGCAGAGAAGGAUCUGGUUGACUUCCCAUACCAGUGGUUGGCUGUGAGGCAGUGGCGUGCCCUGGUGGCCAAGAAGGCCAAUGGGAUCCAGAGUGCACUGCCCAGAGUGUGGCCAGCAGAUCAAGGGAGGUGAUCCUCCCCCUCUACUCUGCCCAGGAAGGACACAGCUGGAGCACUGAGCUCAGAGCAGGGCUGCCCAGUUCAGGGCAGUCAUGGAACUGCUGGGUGAGCCCAGUGGAGAGUGCAGAGAUGGUGGGAGCCUGGAGCAUCUCCUGAUGGGGACAGGCUGAGAGCCCUGGGGCUGUGCGCAUGGGGAGGAGAAGCUGAGGGGGAUCUGAUCAGUGCUGAUCAAUAGCUAAUGCUGGGAGUUGAGUGGGUGGGGCUGGGCUCUGUUCAGUGGUGUCCAGCAACAGGAUGAGGGGCACAAACUAAAACGUAGGAGGUUCCAUCUGAACACUGGGGAAAAACUUAUUUACUCCAAGGUGGCAGAGCCUGGUACAGCUGCCCAGGGAGAAUUGGACUGGGAAAUCUCCAGAAGUCCCUUCCAACCCUUCUGUUUCUCUGACUGGCUUUGAACUGUAAGAGGAGAGAUUUAGGUUGUCUGUUAGGAGGAAAUGCUUUGCCAUGAGGGUGGUGAGGCCCUGAAACCACUGCCCAGAGAGCUGGGUUCCCCGUCACUGGAGGUGCCCAAGACCACGGAUGGGGGAGCUGCCUAUGGCAGGAGCUGGGACUGGAUGGGUUUGAGGUCCCUUCUAACCCAUUCGGUGAUCCUAUCUCAAGAACCUCCCGCCAGCUGUACAACCUCCUCCUCUGAGCUCAGGGGUCGCGCUGGGAGCGGGCAGUGCUGCGGGCGCAGGAUGUACGGAUGCACCAUUUUCCUUAAAGAUCUUUCUUUCCACGGGAUCGCGGAUCGCGGCCGCGGCCCUCCGAUUGCUUCCGGGCCCGCGGGGGCGGGCAGAGCUCAGCGGCCGCCCCGUCCCGCCCCGUUCCUCCCCUCGGGGCGGCCGGAGCGCUCAUCUUCCGUCCUGCCCGCGGCGGCACGGCAGGCUGCCCGCCCGCCCGCCUCGCCCCUAUGAGCCUGCUCGGCGGCUACCGCAAGAAACCCGGAGGUGACGGCUAUGAAUCUUUGCAGCUGGUGGAGAGCGGCGCUGAGGGAGGCGGCGGUGGGCCCGGCGCGGUGGGGGCGGGCGGCCGGAGCCCCGCGCGGCAGCAGCAGCAGCAGCACCGCGCCGACGGCAGCACCAUGGACAGCUCCGGUGCCUCAUCACCGGACAUGGAGUCCAGCUAUGGAGGAGGCUUGCUGGAUAUGGUGAAAGGAGGAGCAGGGAGGCUCUUCAGCAAUCUGAAGGAUAACCUAAAGGAUACUCUGAAAGAUACGUCUUCGAAAGUCAUGCAAUCUGUUGCCAGUUACACCAAGGGAGAGCUAGAUAUUUCAUACAUUACCUCGAGAAUCAUAGUGAUGUCUUUUCCGGCUGAAGGUGUUGAGCUGGGAUUCAGGAACCACAUUGAAGAUGUCCGGACAUUUCUGGAUUCCAGACACCCUGACCACUACACAGUCUUCAAUUUGUCACCCAAGUACUAUCGCAGUGCCAAGUUCCACAACAGGGUAUCUGAAUGUAGCUGGCCGGUACGACAGGCGCCCAGUCUGCACAAUCUCUUUGCUGUCUGCAAGAACAUGCACAACUGGCUACAGCAGAACCCCAAAAACGUGUGUGUCAUCCACUGUAUGGAUGGCCGUGCAGCCUCAGCAGUUCUGGUCAGCGCGAUGUUCUGUUUCUGUCACCUCUUCUCUAACCCAGGCCCUGCUAUGCAGCUGCUGAACACAAAGAGACCUGGAAUUGUACUGUGGCCAUCUCACAGGAGAUACAUAGGAUACAUUUGCGAUCUAAUAGCAGACAAGCCCGUCAUUCCUCACUGCAAGCCACUUACUAUCAAGUCAGUCACCCUCAGCCCAGUCCCAUGUUUCAACAAGCAAAGAAAUGGGUGCCGGCCCUUCUGUGACAUCCUCAGUGGAGAAACCAGAAUCCUGACCACAUCCCAAGAGUAUGAGAGAAUGAAAGAAUACCGUGUGCAAGAAGGGAAAGUCCUAAUUCCACUGGGAGCCACUGUCCAUGGAGAUGUUGUUGUUUCCGUCUACCAUAUGAGGUCAACCAUUGGGGGACGCCUUCAAGCAAAAAUGACCAACACACAAAUAUUCCAAAUUCAAUUUCAUACUGGAUUUAUAGCCCUGGGGACAACCACAUUAAAAUUCACCAAACCUGAACUGGAUGCCUGCGAUUCUCCAGACAAAUAUCCCCAGCUUUUCCAUGUUAUACUGGAGAUAGAAAUACAAUCUACUGAUAGACAAACAGAGUUAACUCCUCCAUGGGAGAACUUCACAACAAAAGACAUCAAUCCAACCAUUCUCUUCUCCUCUCAUCAGGAGCAUCAGGACACUCUUGCUUUGGCAGGUAAGGGUCCCACUGAUUCACCCCAGGAUAACAUCAGGAAUGUUGGACAGAGUGCAUUCUUCUCAUCUCUCAGCUGGCAAGAUCAGAAAUCUGACAAAAGUAGCUCUCACCCCACCUCAGAGGACCGAGCAGCAUUGGUGCAUGAGGAAAGCGAACAGUCAGAUGAUGAACUCUUGUCCCUUUCCAGUCAACACAGCAAUGCCAGCGGUGACAAACCCCACGGGACGCCAAAACACGGCAAAAAGCAGCAAGAGCUGCCGGCACCGCCUCCGCCUGAGGACGUGGACCUGCUGGGGCUGGAUGGCAGCCCCAUGAGCAAAACCUUUCCCUCGCAGCCGGCGGCUGCCCCCUCUAACUCGGACUUGCUGAGCGAUCUGUUUGGGGUUGGCGGGCCGGGAUCCCAGGGGCAGAGCACACAGCCUGCUGCCGAUGAGGUCUUUCACAUGGCGGGGCCCGGAUCGGUGCAGUCCACUCCUCGGCAUUCCGCAGCCUCAGCAUCCCCGUCCCCAUCCCCGAGGGUGGGAGAAGCAUCUGCCUUUGAUCCAUUUGGAAGCAGUCCUAAGCAAGCUGGUCCAGACCUCCUGGGUUCCUUUCUCAGUUCAACAAAUGUCCCCGGUGAUCCUUUCCUUCAGGCAACAAGAAGUCCUUCACCAACUGUGCACAGCGAUCCCUUCCACAUGGCUUCUAGCACACCAACAGUUUCCAUACAGCCAGAUGUUUCAGGUGGCUGGGACUGGCCCAACAAACCAGGUGGCCUAGGUAUGGGAAGUAAGUCUGCUGCCACCAGUCCUACAGGAUCCCUCCAUAGCACUCCCACUCAUCAGCCUAAACCCCAAACACUGGAUCCAUUUGCUGACCUGGGGACUCUUGGAGCAAGUUUAGCAGGUGGCCCAUCAUUUGCCAGUAAACCAACCACGCCGACGGGUAUGGGUGGAGGAUUCCCCCCCUCACCACAGAAGCCCUCUCCACAGCCCAUGGGCAGCAGCUGGCAGCAGGGAGCUGGCUAUGGCUGGCAGCAGGCACAGCCCAAGGCGCAGCCAAGCAUGCCCCAUGCCUCACCCCAGAACAAGCCCAACUACAACGUGAGUUUCUCAGCAAUGCCAGGAGCGCAAAACGAACGUGGAAAAGGACCAGCUAAUGCUGAUUCAAAACCAAAAGUGUCUGCAGAUUUCGAAGAUCUAUUAUCUGGUCAAGGUUUUAAUGCUCAUAAGGACAAGAAGGGACCCAAAACAAUAGCUGAGAUGAGAAAAGAAGAAAUGGCUAAGGAGAUGGACCCUGAAAAACUGAAAAUCCUGGAGUGGAUUGAAGGAAAGGAGAGAAAUAUAAGAGCCCUGCUGUCCACAAUGCAUACUGUCCUAUGGGCAGGGGAGACCAAGUGGAAACCUGUUAGCAUGGCAGAUCUUGUAACUCCAGAACAAGUGAAGAAGGUCUACCGACGGGCAGUGCUUGUCGUUCAUCCUGACAAGGCUACUGGGCAGCCAUACGAACAAUAUGCAAAGAUGAUAUUUAUGGAGCUAAAUGAUGCCUGGUCAGAAUUUGAAAACCAAGGACAGAAACCCUUGUAUUAGGUACUUUCUCAGUCUCCACUACAGACCUGUGCUAGUGCUUGUAUAGUCUCUUGUCACAAAUGUCACAGAUCAACCAAACUCUGGCUGGAAAUUCAGAAGUUUCAGAAAACAAAGAGCCUAAUACUUAUCAUGAAGAACAAGAGAAAGGUUUCCCUAUGCUUGUUUCAAGAAUCCUGAGCUCAAAAGGAACUCUAGCCAUCUGGCUUGUCAUCUGAGAGCCACAUGGCUACAGUUCCUUGUACCUUUUUUUUUCCCCUUUGGAUUCCAGUGGUGAGAGAGAAGACAUUCUGGGAAAAGGUGGGAUUGUUCUGUCUCUGACGCAGUGUAGCCGGUGAAUUUCCUACUUUUUUUUGUGUGUGUGAAAUGUGAUAUGGCAACACUUCACUUGAGUUCUGUAACUGGUGGUGAAGCCCAGACUUUGAUGUAUUUUCUUCCUAGGUUUGGAUCAAACUUCAUCAAAUUUAAGUGCUCAACUGUGGCUUAGGCACACUUCUAACAGUCACCAUUUGCUGCUUAGUUGCUCAUAAAGCAUAGUAUGCCUGAGUAGAGAUAAAGCUGAAGCCUGGGUAGAUCAGUGUGGCAGCUUACUGCUGCUUCAUGCAUUAAUACUGUACUUCACCUCACAGUCCAGCAGUGAAAUGUGUGGAAAAAAAAUCCUCAGCAUCAUGGAGUAAGUGUCUUUAAAGCAAACAGCAAGUAAUUGAUGUUAAACAGCACCUUGAUGGCUUGUUAAACAGCAGUUCUGGGGGAAUAGUGAGCUGGGGGAGGAGAGUGGUUCUACCUUAGUACAAGGGAAGAAUGAGCAUGUGCUACAUUUCCCAUGAAGUUCUCAUCAGUAGUUUGAAUCCAUCAAACAACAGACAAUACCAGUAAGCUAAAACUCUACUGCAAAUUUUUAGAGACUUCCUAGCCUAUAGGUAACAGCUCUCCUGAGGAUUCAGAAGACUUUUUCCAGCCCACCUUGCAUCACCUCUAUGCCUUUAUCAGCUCCAGAGCACUUGGCAAAGGCUCCUGGCAAAAUGCAACCCAUUGCAACUUCACUUUUCAGACCAUGGUGUACAAGCUGUCAUGCAGACAUCUGUGGGCCAGGUCUGAUUUUUGAGGUAAAUUACGCAGAUUAAUUAUCUUAGAAGUUUAUUAUGGACCAAAGCAAUAAUAUCGUAAUGAAAUAUCUUUGAUGCUGAAGCAUCUUUCCUAAUUCAAAACAAGUAUGCUCUUCACCCCAAAUCUAACUUUCUCCUUUUGUAGAAUCACUGAAGCUAGCAGUUUGUUUACCAACAAUUGUAUUUGAGCUUUGGAAGGCAGAUGUAUUGAGAGGAUAAGCAGCAAAUCAUUUGUAUUUGCUGCUUGAGGAACAGGUUGCCAUCUGAUGCGAGUCUUUAAAGCUGGUGGUUUUUAAAGACAAUCCACUUGUUGUUGCACUUAAAUUUUCAAGUGGCAAAACUUUUACUGCAAAGACAGAGUGUCAAAGAACAUUGCUUUCUGUAUAAAAGCCAUCCUUUUGUUGUAUUGGUCCAUUAUUUACUACCAUUACUUGAAAAUGUGAAACCAACACAUAGGUCUCCUUUUAUAUAAAAGACCUUAAGAUAAUAGUAACAAACUGGAUGUUAUUUAUUAAUGUUUUGAUCCAGUAUGUGCUUGUCUUAUUUAAAGAGAUAACUGGAAUGUGAAUCAUGUUCCUGUGAUUUGUUGGUUUAUUGUUUCUCAUUCACAUUUGUAGAUAUUGUGACCUAUGCCUAUAUAAUAAAAAGGAUCUCAUUACUCUAAUGUACUUUUUUUUUUUUUUUUAAAUAAUGAAAACCAUGUUAGCUUUGUAUCAGAUUUGUCAUGGCAAACAACUCUGGAUACUCAUACGUUCACAAAAUGCAAAUCCAUCAUUAAACUUUAUCUACCCAAAGAAACCCUAUCCCACUUCAACUUUGAUUACUUCAUCCCUAAUGUUUUUAUGGGUGCAUGAAAGUAUUAGGACGUAUGUAUAUCAAAAAUAGUUAACUAAAAAAAAAAAAAAAAAAAUUCUUGUCAUAUCUGGUAGUGACAGAGGUUAUCAAUGUUCAGGUUUACUGUUUGACUAAAUUAUUGUAAUUUUUGUAAAUACAGUAUAUACUCAAUGAAAUUGUGACCGGUCUAAAACAUUUGUAUAUACAUUAAAAAGCUGAAAUGAACACUCACGUACGUUUUGUGCUUGUGAGGGGUGGGGGAACUCUGCCUUCUUGCUUUCAGCACAGGUCAGGGUGGUUUCUCCGUAAAUGCUGGAUAAACAACAACGCUUCCCUUAGCAUUGGGUAGAGACUCCUUUUCUCCUGCAUUGCCUGCUGUGUGUGACCCACACCGCUCUGUUCCUUGGCUCAGGGCUGGGUGGGAGUGGGUACAGCCAUACAGGUGACCUGGAACCACUUGCUUGAGACACAUUUCUUUUUUUCUAGAGCCUUGAUUUUCCUCAGCAGCAAACAAGCUAAAUGGAGAACCCAACUCCUCUUCCUGCAGGAGAUGGGAAGAACAGUUUGGGGUUUAACUCCGAGAAAAGCUCUAAUGGGAAAAGAUGCAGCCUUUAUGGCUUAAGGUAAAUACCCUUAACCCAAGCGAAACACAUAAAAUUACUCUUCUCUUUCUGCAUUUUGGUUUUUGUUUUUUUUUUUAACCGGAUUAUUUAUUGUAGGCCCAAAAGUGGCAUUCGUUGGCAGCAGAUGUAAGUUGGUGCUCGCAUUUUCUAGGUGUAUUUUUGCCUUCAGCCCAGCCGUGUGGUGAAAGGCGCACAGCUGAGGCAGGAGCUGCACGGAGGAAAGGCCUGUUGGGGUGUGGGUCCCAAAGGCUUUGCAAAAAUCAAAGCUGUGGCUCUUGGGUCAAUGCUUUGCCAUCAUGUGGUGGAGACCCAAAGCCCUGAAGGGGCAGAAAGGAGGGGGAGCGACGGCUGCUCCAGAGGAGGGGCAGCCAGCUGGGCCCGGUUUGGGGGUUAAAAACAGGGCUUCUCAGGAGCAGCCUCCAAAGCGGUGGUGACUGACUGGGGCUGCCCCUUGGAGCUGCAUCUUAGAGGCACACAUGGCGCUCUUACACCAGCGCCACACAGCCGCCCGGCGGGAGCAGCGCGCACCGCCCCGUAACCAUGGCGACGGGAGCUCGCGGCUCGGCUGCUUCCCGCCUCCCGCCUUAAAGGGCGCACCGCCCCUUCCCGAGGUGAGGGCGGGGGGAG